Messenger RNA from Nannochloropsis gaditana CCMP526, 438 nucleotides. RefSeq lists its product as uncharacterized. The record is from RefSeq and is a predicted model, not a curated record. Gene Ontology annotation, biological process: cobalamin metabolic process. The transcript has a single exon. Bases 1 to 438 code for a protein of 145 amino acids.
AUGCAGAAAUCUCGGCUGGACACUGUCCGCUUCGGACCGGAGGUAGAGGAGGAGAAGGACCGGUGCCUGGAGCGCUUCGUGGCCUUCGCGCGGCCCCUCUGCCAGGGCCUGCGAGGCCAAGGCUUCUGGGCCGACUUCAUCGAUCCCUGCUCGGGCCUGCCCAUGCUAACCCCGCACUGCACGCGCCCCUACAGCGAAGUCGCCGGCUUCGAGCACCUGCUGCGCUACAAGACACAAAACGCAGGCUGCUGCAAGAUCCUCCUCCACCCCCGCUGGGGUUCGUCGUGCUACCCGGCCACCAUUUUCACGACCGCGCCGGUGAAGACGGUGCGGGCGGCGAUUCAAAUGCUGGAGCGCGAAGUAGAGAGGAUGGGGGAGAGUAGGAAAGUGUGUGAGCUUGGACACGCGGUUCAUGAGGGCCCCCUGGCUGUGGCGUGA